This is a messenger RNA of Hyaloscypha bicolor E, 1722 nucleotides long. RefSeq names its product MFS general substrate transporter. Bases 1 to 1722 code for a protein of 573 amino acids. Gene Ontology annotation, biological process: transmembrane transport. Lineage: Eukaryota; Fungi; Ascomycota; Leotiomycetes; Helotiales; Hyaloscyphaceae. The record is from RefSeq and is a predicted model, not a curated record. Gene Ontology annotation, molecular function: transmembrane transporter activity. The transcript has 7 exons.
AUGGAGACGAAAAACAGGGAAGCAGUCCCAGACUCGAAGAAACCCGGGCGAGGCUGGAGGUUCUACGGCACCUUUGCAUGUCUAGCACUUCUCAAUUUGAUUUGUGCUAUUGAUGCUACGAUUCUUGCAGUGGCCCUUCCUACUAUUGCCACAGCUUUAAACGCUACGGCUAUUCAGGCCUUUUGGUGCGGCACAUCGUUCCUGUUGUGCUCUACAGUAUUCCAGCCGACGUGGGCUUCGUUUUCGCAUAUGAUCGGACGAAAGUCUGUUCUCCUGGCUGCUCUGUUCCUCUUCACUGCAGGGACAAUCAUCGCUUCCGUCGCUAGGACUAUUACACAUUUGCUGGUUGGGCGGUGCUUCCAAGGAUCAGGAGGUGGAGGUCUUGUCGGGUUGACUUACGUGUUACUAGCAGAUCUGGUAAGCCUUCGAGAGCGAGGCAAAUGGAUGUCCAUCAUCAGCUUGCAAUGGGCCAUUGGAAGCGUAAUAGGACCAGUUAUCGGAGGAGCAAUGGCUCUUGACACUACAUGGCGGUGGAUCUUUUGGCUCAAUAUUCCGUUCUGCGUACUGGCGGCCGUCGGAGUUCCAAUUUGUCUGAAAUUACAUCCGAGAGAAGGGUCGGUAUGGGAGAGACUCAAAGAUUUUGAUUGGUUUGGCUCUUUCAUAUUCAUCGCUGCGACUACAAGUUUCCUGAUUCCAAUCACAUGGGGGGGCGUUAUGUACGAAUGGAAAUCUUGGCGAACACUCGUCCCAAUGAUGCUCGGAAUCUUUGGACUGCUCGGCUUCAUUGUAUACUCCGUCUCCUUCUCCUCAGAGCCACUUAUUCGCCGCAGUCUUUUCAAUUCUCCGACCGCCAUUACCGCAUAUGCAGGGACCGUUGUUCACGGCAUGAUCGUUUGGGCUCUCCUUUAUUACAUGCCUCUAUUUUUCGAAGUGUCCAAGAACUAUAGCCCGGUCACCUCGGGUGUUGCAAUCUUCCCAUUCACGUUUACGGUCGCUCCUGCGGCUGUUGUAGUCGGAGUCGUGAUUGCUAAGACAGGUCGAUAUCGACCCUCAAUCUGGAUCGGCUGGUUCCUCACUACAUUCGGGAUGGGAGUCUUGAUUUACCUGAAACAAUCAACCAACGUACCCUCCUGGAUCUUCCUGUCCCUCGUUGCUGGUACGGGCACAGGGAUGCUUUUUUCUGCCCAAGGCUUCGCAGCUCAAUGUUCGGUCUCGAACGUAGACCUUCCCUUCGCAGGCGCAACCUACAGCUUCUUUCGAGCUUUUGGGCAAACAUUCGGCGUUGCUAUCUCUGGCGUUAUCUUCCAAAACUCUUUCAAAACUAAAAUCCUCGGUACACCAUACGCCUCACACGCGAUUGAAUGGUCUCGUGACGCCUCCGCAUUUGUUCAGGUUGUCAAGAUGUGGAGUAGAGAGGGAGAGCAGGGUGUUGUGAGACAAGCGGUUGUCAAUGCUUAUGUUGAGAGCUUGAGGAUGGUCUGGAUUGUGAUGUGUAUUUUCGCUGGGGUGAUUUUUGUCGCGAGUUUGGUGUGGAUUGACGAGAUUAGCUUAACGAGGGAGCUGGAAACGGAGCAAGGCUUUCGUUAUGAUGGGAAGAAGGGUGCGGAUGAGGAGCAGCAGCGGCCCGGAUUGAAGGUGCUAGAGAUUAAGACGGAAGAGGAGGCUGGAAUGGAGAUUAAGAACGUUUCGACUGAUGAGUUCGGCACGAGCUCGAUCGAAUAG